CAUGUUUGUUCAGUAGAUGUACUGUAUUCAUCAUAGCUUUGCAAGAUGUGCAGUUUUUUUCAUCUUGCUUCUCAUCUUGUAGCACAGAUCCAAGCCUGCAAGUCUUUCCCAAGAAGGCAUUGAGUGUACAUCUGAUGUUGCUUCAUUGAAUGGAUUACUAGGAUUCUACAUUUACAGUAUUAAAGGGUAAGAUUGAAAGAGGAAAAAAAACUAGAAACGAUCAAGAUGGGAAGGAUUGGGUAUUUUGGGAUGCUAAUCUUUGGUCUUUUAGCAUUUAUAGGCUCAACCGAAGCUCAACUAAAGAUGGGUUUUUAUAAUACAAGCUGCCCGAAAGCUGAGAAGAUUGUGCAAGGCUUUGUAAACCAGCACAUCCACAACGCUCCAUCUUUGGCCGCAACCUUAAUCAGAAUGCAUUUCCAUGAUUGCUUUGUCAGGGGUUGCGAUGCAUCUGUGCUGCUGAACACAACUUCCGGCGAACAACCUGAAAGGGCAGCUACUCCAAAUCUAACACUCAGAGGCUUUGACUUCAUCGACAGAGUGAAACGCCUAGUUGAAGCUGAAUGUCCUGGAAUUGUGUCUUGUGCUGAUAUCCUCACCUUGGUCGCUAGGGACAGUAUAGUAGCCACAGGAGGUCCAUACUGGAGAGUUCCGACUGGCCGGCGAGACGGUUUGAUCUCCAGGUCCUCAGAGGCCUUGUCCAACGUCCCAUCUCCCAUGAUCAACUUCACCACUUUACAAACACUGUUUGCUAACCAAGGUCUUGAUUUGAAAGACCUGGUCUUGCUUUCUGGUGCUCAUACCAUUGGCAUUGCUCAUUGUCAAUCGUUUUCGAACCGGCUAUACAAUUUCACUGGGAUUGGAGAUGAAGACCCAGCUCUAGAUAGCGAAUAUGCUGCGAAUUUGAAGGCUAGGAAGUGCAAAAGUAUUAGCGAUAACACUACUAUAGUUGAGAUGGACCCUGGAAGCAGAAAGACAUUUGAUCUUAGCUACUAUAAACUCUUGCUAAAGAGAAGAGGUCUAUUUCAAUCAGAUGCUGCCUUGACCACAAACCCUAACACAUUGUCUAUGAUCCGCCAAUUACUAGAGGGUUCACUAGAUUUCCGUUCUGAAUUUUCCAAAUCCAUGGAGAAAAUGGGCAGAAUUCGUGUUAAAACUGGCUCGAAUGGUGAGAUUAGAAGGCAAUGUGCUUUGGUUAAUAGCUAAGGCUUAGUGUGUUGUUUUUGUUGUUUUUUCUUAUUUAUUUAUUUUAUUGAAGAGAGAAUAUACCAUUCGUAGAUUGGGUUUGAUUAGUAUUCUAAGACAGAAGUGUGUUUGUUUAGAGAAAAAAAAAGAUAAAAAUAUAAAAUAAAUAUAUUUUAAAAACAAAAAA
Molecule: messenger RNA, 1369 nt
Organism: Populus euphratica (Euphrates poplar)
Lineage: Eukaryota; Viridiplantae; Streptophyta; Magnoliopsida; Malpighiales; Salicaceae
Product: peroxidase 3-like
Exons: 4
Coding region: 226-1203 (325 amino acids)
Biological process (GO): hydrogen peroxide catabolic process; response to oxidative stress
Molecular function (GO): heme binding; peroxidase activity
Source: RefSeq, a predicted model, not a curated record